Molecule: messenger RNA, 278 nt
Organism: Eruca vesicaria subsp. sativa (arugula)
Lineage: Eukaryota; Viridiplantae; Streptophyta; Magnoliopsida; Brassicales; Brassicaceae
Source: the annotation of a GenBank genome assembly
GUGGAAAUAGGGGAAGGGGUCAGAUUUAUCCUGAUGGUAGCAAAAGUAACAAUACAGUUUAUAAUGCUACGGCAGGAGGGAUAAUAAGCAAAAUUUUACGAAAAGAAAAAGGGGGAUACGAAAUAACCAUAGUGGAUGCAUCGAAUGAUCGCCAAGUAAUUGAUAUUAUCCCUCGAGGCCUAGAACUUCUUGUUUCAGAGGGCGAAUCCAUUAAACUCGAUCAACCAUUAACGAGUAAUCCUAAUGUGGGUGGAUUUGGUCAAGGGGAUGCGGAAAUA